Molecule: messenger RNA, 1477 nt
Organism: Periconia digitata
Lineage: Eukaryota; Fungi; Ascomycota; Dothideomycetes; Pleosporales; Periconiaceae
Source: the annotation of a GenBank genome assembly
CCCGCCCACAGCGAAUGCCACCAUGACGGAGAGGGACGAGGGGUCGAUAUUGGGUGGACAUAGUGCGAGGAGAAAGUUUGGUGGGCCGGAGAUGUAGAGGGUAGCGAGGAGGGCAUUCACCGCGGGGCUGCCUGGGAAUAGGAAGGCGAAGAUCUGUGAGGUGAAGCUGGAGGUAGUGGGGUUGGAAGCUACUUUGUGUUGAUUGAGAGCUUGGACAAGGGAGCAUUCCUAGUGUAAUAUGGAUUAUAUUAAUAUACAUUUCUAAGUACAGGAGGGCAGCGGUUGACGCUACAGGUACCAAAAGUGGCGGUAUAUACAGUGCACAAGAGUGCAGGGUAAAUGUACAUAGGCAUCCAAUCUCCCCCUUGAUGGCCGCCGCAGAGACGUUCCAAGUCCAUAUCGCCAGAAAGAGAGAGACGGACAACAGCGUCUUAUUGCGUCGAGACAGCAUGUUGAUCAUUCUCAUUCUUCAACGUCGAAUAUCUUCAGACUGUUAACCGAGGGUCUUGUGGUUGGUAGUGACGUCCACGGGUGUGAGCUCAGGGGCAGCGCACGUGACUGUUGGUUGGGGUCCAGUGCCGAUGAUGAUCCGGAUUAGAUAAGAUAAGACUGGCGUGCCAAGAGUUCGAGAAUUUUGGAGUGAAUUGAUUCCGCGACAACAAUUAUCGCCGCCUCCAACACCUGAAGAGAUAACUCUUACAAUUCACCUUUUUCGACUUCUGUAUAUUUCAAAAUGGGUCGCGAGCUUCAGAAAAAGAAGAACAAGUCUUCAAUCCCCAAACAUCGCCAGAAUGCGCCCUCUAAGAAGAAGAUUCUGCAGAAUCCUAUUAUAGCCAAGCACUGGAACCAGAAAGAAACCCUUUCCCAAAACUAUCGUCGUCUCGGUCUCACAUCCCGUCUCAAUCACGCAACUGGCGGUACCGAAAAAACCAUCAAACUCUUGGGCCUCAAUGAUGGCGCCUCCGCGCGAUCGGAUGCUGCGGCCAAUAGCACAGCCGAUGCCCUCAACGUAGUCUCGAAACGGCCCGAGCAAACCAUAAUUCCAGAAGAAGUCCGCGUAGAGCGCGAUCCUGAGACGGGCGCCAUCAUACGCAUGCUGGGACAGACGAGCGCCGAUGCCGCGAAAUCGAAAAAUCCGUUGAACGAUCCUUUGAACGAGCUCGAGGAAGAUGAUGAAAACGAUACGAAUAUGCAAGACUGGAACGGUUUCGCUAUGCUUCCGACCGAGUCCAGCGACAACCCAGUGAUACGGCAACUCGAGCAGGCUGCGGCGAAUGGCGUGCGCAAAGCCCCGAGGAGUCAGAGUCAAAGAGAGGCUGAGUGGUGCGAGCGCUUAGUGGCCAAGUAUGGCGACGAUUAUGGGAAAAUGAGCAGGGAUAUGAAGUUGAAUCCCAUGCAGCAGACGGCCUCCGACAUCCGUAAGAGGAUAAAGAAAUGGGAAGAUAAUAAGGGAAAAGAGAGAAAGGUGUGGGGUUAA